Symbiodinium necroappetens is the source of this 483-nucleotide messenger RNA. NCBI's taxonomy places the organism in Eukaryota, Dinophyceae, Suessiales, Symbiodiniaceae. The record is from the annotation of a GenBank genome assembly.
AUGGAGGACAGCGCCGAUGAUGAAACUUAUGAUGAUCAUGGUAGCAUUGCUGAAUUAGAAGCGAAUGUCGAAUGCGAUGGUGAUGACGAUGUCGAUACUGAUGACGACACGGGCGGGAAAGUCAGCAAGCUUCCCCACGACUCCUACAGCAUCUACAACUACCGCUACUCCUCAGACAAGCCGGACAAGCUUUUCGAGGCUCCUCGAGCGGAGUUCGAGGAGCUGUCGGCCGACGUCGACGAUGCCAAAGAACGCAUCGCCGAGAAGGUGCUGAAGAAGCUGAAGCAGCUGCUGUCAAUUGAAGCCCGUGUUGUGUUGCUCCUGUUCCCUUUCUUAUCGCAGAAAGAUAAUCAAAAGCUGAACCUCGCGGGCAAAGGGUCCACGGUGCUACAAGUUCACCCGUGGCUGCAGAGUCGUGGGCUGGGCGUCCUUCUACAUCGGUACCUGAACGUCACUUCUGUGCCGCAAUUGCUGCACUGCUAG